AAAAACAGAACAUAUCACAAAUUUAAAGAUUCUACAACCACUAAAGAUCUUAGCUUUUAUUCAACUCCAAGCUUUGUUAUUAUUUUUUGUCUCUUUUCUUCCUAACUUUGAUCUCUUACGCAACUAAUAUCCAUGCAUUCUCCUAUAUAUAACAUCAACUAGCAGUAACUUAACUUGAGUAUAUCAAAACCAAGUUCAAUCUACUAAACCAAUGAAAAUGCAAGCAGUUCUUGUUAUCCUGGUUUUCUCCGGUUUAAUCUCGGUUAAGACAACGCUAGCAGCACAACAUGUGAUCGGCGGGAGCCAAGGCUGGGAACAAUCCGUUGAUUUUGAUUCUUGGUCUUCUGAUCAAUCUUUCAAAGUCGGCGACCAAAUCGUUUUUAAGUACUCCGGACUACAUAGCGUUGUGGAGCUAGGAAGCGAAACGGCAUACAAGAGUUGUGACCUGGGAACAUCAGUCAAUUCCUUAAGCUCUGGAAACGACGUCGUUAAGCUUUCUAAAACCGGUACUCGUUACUUCGCUUGUGGAACCGUUGGGCAUUGCGAACAAGGCAUGAAGAUUAAAGUCAACGUUGUCUCUUCUGACUCCAAAUCCGCUUCCUCUCCGGGUUCAGGUUCGGAUUCAGGGUCGGGUUCUGGAUCUAGUUCGGGUCAUGGGUUUCGUGCUUCCGUUGGAUACAUUUUCGUUGUUGGAUCGUUGGCUAUUGGACUUUUUUGGGCUUACUGAGGAAUUUUAGGCUUUUGUAAUGUAUCGAAUAUAUAUUUGUGGGGAGAGAAUAAAUAUUUUUGGAAUUAUUAAUUCGUACUUGUUGUUGUAUUUUAUAUAGUUCGGAUAUUUGAAAUUAUGAUCUUAUUCUAUUAUAUAUAUCUUGUUUUUCAUGUUU
Arabidopsis lyrata subsp. lyrata is the source of this 884-nucleotide messenger RNA. Its product is annotated as mavicyanin. The coding region runs from base 212 to 727 and encodes 171 amino acids. The transcript is spliced from 2 exons. Gene Ontology annotation, cellular component: plasma membrane. Gene Ontology annotation, molecular function: electron transfer activity. The record is from RefSeq and is a predicted model, not a curated record. NCBI's taxonomy places the organism in Eukaryota, Viridiplantae, Streptophyta, Magnoliopsida, Brassicales, Brassicaceae.